Molecule: messenger RNA, 2043 nt
Organism: Aspergillus pseudotamarii
Lineage: Eukaryota; Fungi; Ascomycota; Eurotiomycetes; Eurotiales; Aspergillaceae
Exons: 1
Coding region: 106-1782 (558 amino acids)
Source: RefSeq, a predicted model, not a curated record
UUGGACGCUAAUAGGUAUUUGGCGUCUGUAUCACUUGCUUCCGAUGAACGCUCUAUAUCCUUGAGCCUACACUGAACAGCUCUGUGGUUGUUGCAAUAUCACCCCAUGGCUACCGCAUAUCAUCCGCUUCCCGGGGAGUUGAACGCUUUCCACCGUGGCCGCAACAGCUCCCAGACGAACUUUUGCUUGCCCCCACCAUCGCCGCAGAAGAAACGGGCUUCAUCCUAUUAUCCACCCAGGGAUCCUGUGACAACAGACGAAACCAACCCAUUCUACCUCGAGCGCUCUCUGGAGUACGGAGUCCGACGAGCUCACCGUCCUGGUGCUCGCGAUGUUAGAUUCAGUGAAGAAGCUAAUCAGUAUUAUAUGCUAUCCCCCGCGAAUCCUGGAAAAGAGCUUCCUUACCCUGUUCCGGUUCGUGGGGAAACUGCGCGGUCUCGUACUAACAUCAAUCGGUCAACACUGUCGGUGGUCGAGCUGGAACACCAGUUAGCUCUUCAACAGAUUGCACCGCAACCUUGGGGCCAACCCAGCCAUUAUAGCCAAGGGUCGUUUGGUUCAGUACAAACGGAGGCUACCCCAGACUUGACCCCAAGCAGCUCAUUCUCCUCAAACUACUCUGCUCCCAUAUACCCCGACGACGCAGCCAGAGCGAGCGAGCAGGUUGGCCGCCAUUCCCAUAAAGAUAUUAGCUCUGGCAACCAGGUGCACUCCUAUCCCUCAACCCCGCAGAGCUGUUCUCGAAGGGUUCAGGCCACUCAACCAUCAACACCUACUCGGGAAGCCAGCCUGCGGACUGCCCCAUCUAACGCGUCGUCGGACACUUUAGUUAUGUCUCAGCCCGACGCUUUAGACUCCCACCGUGGCAAGCCGCUACCAUCUCUGCCCGCUGUUGCGCGCAACGCGAACACUUUGGCAAACAGAAGAGCUCAAAUAGCUGUUGGGAAGCCUCCCAUAGAGGCAUCUAUGAUCUCUUCUCCUUGCCGUAUCAAUCCCGUCACGCUGGAGCCUCACACAACUCGCUUUGACGAAGCCAUGUUUAUCCCGGCCAAUGACUGUCCAAGUCCCAUUCCCAGCCCAGGUUCCAAUUCACCUUCCAUGGAUAAGCCAACCCCAUUUGGUCGCGAUAGACCGUCGACCUCUACAUCCGAAGUGGUUUGUGAGCAUUCAGUGUGGGAAUCAGACUCGGACACCGAAGACAUGGAUCCAAAGUCGCUGUCUAGGAAGCCUAUGGAUACAUUGAAAAAGGUCCGCAGUCGCGUGCACCUAAGAGUGGCCAAGUCAGCCCCCAAGUUACAGAACUCUAGCAACAGCCCCCAGGCUCUCGAGAAAUUCCCUACGACACCUGAUCAGCCGCCAGAAGAUCGUCGCCCGCCGCCGGUGAGGUCAAUCGGGAAAUCUCGUUUCGCUCCCGAUAAGUUCCCAUCGGCACAGCAAACGUUGCGUAUCGUGGCUCCAUCGAACACAUCCCUCGUACCACCACGGACCCCUCGGUCCCGUCGUGAUAGCAAGGAAGAGCGUCCAAACUUUGAUAUUGAUAGAUCGACAGCAGCCGCGAUGCAGGCCAAAUCGAGGCGUAAGCCACGGUCUAGUUCGCCCCAGUCGUCCCUAUCCAGUGACGGUGAUAAGAUACGUACCCUGUGCCGUGAAGAGCGAUCGGACAAAGCCAUGCAAAGUUUGACCCCUUUACGACAACCUCUCUACAAACGUGUCUGGGAGUCGCUACGUGUGCUCAGCUGCCAUGGGAAUAUGCCACCACCUAGACCACGCAAGGCCAUGUAACAGUUUCUUUUUCCUUUUAUAUCGAUACUAAUUUCCUGUACUUCAAAACGGUGGGGAAAAGUCUGGAUGGCGUUGGUAUAUACGGAAAUGCUUUCGCGUUCACCCUGCCGACGAUGACGAUAAGUUCGCUUGUUCUGUUCCCUAAAUAAUGUCUUAUGAAGCUGCCCGACGGAUCCCAAUGGAUGGGAGUCUGUGACGAAGAACGCCCGAUCACAAGGUGCCAUGGUGUCUUUGGAUGAUUUAUGAGCUCGACACGUUGAG